UUCAAACUCCAACACGGGAAAACGAUAAAAACGACGAGUUCGUUUCCGGGCGCGGGCGGCGCUACUUCCACUUCACUCGCGCAAAUCGUCGAACACCGCCAUGGCAGCCGCCGCCGACGAGGCCAGGCUCGAAUCCUUCCUCCAAUGGCUGCAGGCCAACGGCGCCGACCUCCGCGGCUGCACGAUCCGCACGUGCGGCGGCGGCAAGGGCUUCGGCGUCUUCUCCACAGCCGCCCCCGAGCCGGGCGCCACCGACGGGGUGGUUCUGGUGGUGCCGCUCGACCUCGCCAUCACGCCCAUGCGGGUGCUGCAGGACCCGCUCGUCGGCGCGCGGUGCCGCGCGCUCUUCGAGGAGGGAGGCGUCGACGACCGCCUCCUCGUCAUGCUCUUCCUCAUGGCCGAGCGGCGGCGCCCUGGCUCGCUCUGGAAGCCGUAUUUGGAUAUGCUUCCAAGCACCUUCGGGAGCUCCCUUUGGUUCAGCGAAGAGGAGCUUGCCGAACUGGAAGGGACGACUCUGUACCGUGCUACGGUGAUCCAGAGGAACUCGAUGCAAUCCCUAUUUGAUGAGAAGGUUAAAGGUCUUGUUGAGGAGCUUUUACAUGUUGAUGAAUCCGCAAGCUCCACUGAAGUGUUGUUUGAGGACUUCCUUUGGGCAAACUCAAUCUUCUGGACUCGGGCACUGAACAUACCAUUGCCGCAUUCUUAUGUUUUUCCGGGGUCAUGUAGUGAUCAACAGACCAGAACUAAUGAUGAUGUUUGUGAUUCUAGUCUCCCUGCCCACCAGGAAACUGACAUUACAGCUAAGGAUAGUAGCUCUGAUGAGAAUUCUAAAUCAAGUAACACAGAAUCGAUUUGGGUUGAGGGCCUUAUACCAGGAAUAGAUUUCUGUAACCAUAAUGUAAAGGCACUGGCAACAUGGGAAGUUGAUUCUAUGGGAAAUGCUACUGGAGUCCCUGCUUCAAUGUACCUCAUGCUUGCUGACAAAAGUUCUGUUGAGGCUGGGGCAGAAAUCUACAUAAAUUAUGGCAACAAAGGAAAUGAGGAACUACUGUACCUCUAUGGAUUUGUGGUUGACAACAAUCCUGAUGAUUAUCUCAUGGUUCAUUAUCCUGCGGAAGCUCUUAGACAAAUCCAGUCUGCUGAUAUUAAGAUGAGGCUACUAGAGAUACAGAAGGGUGAAUUGAGAUGUCUUCUACCCAGAAGUUUGCUUGAUAAUGGAUUUUUUUGUAUUUGUUCCAGUGAAGAUAAGGAUGACAAGAAAAACAUCAGUCCUUUUUGUAAUUAUAGUUGGAGUGGUCAACGCAAAGUUCCAUCAUAUCUCCACAAAAUUGUCUUCCCUCAGGAAUUUUUGAGUACCUUACGUACGAUUGCCAUGCAAGAACAUGAGAUUGAACAGGUUGCUUCUUUACUUGGAGAGGUUGGAUCUAGUGAAGAUAGAGAACCAUCUGAUGCAGAGAUCCAAAGUGCUAUUUGGGAGGUGUGCGGGGAUCAGGGGGCACUUGGUUUGCUUGUGGAUCUUCUUAGGGUCAAAAUGGCUGAACUUGAGGAGGGCACUGGAACAGAAGCAUCUGACAGCGAAUUGCUUGAGCAGUUUAAUUCCCAUUAUUCGGAGGACUGCACGAGCGGAAGUGACGAGAACAACAAAAACAAGUCAAAAAUAAAUAGUCACUCGUGUAUAGUAUACCGAAGAGGGCAAAAGCAGCUAACAAGGUUGUUCCUGAGGGAGGCAGAGUAUCUUCUGGAGCUUUCUGCAAAAGAACAGACCUAAAAAAUUUAUCCAGUAUACAUUUUUCCUCUACUUUCCAGUAAGAUUUUCAAGGUUCUGUAUGGCUGUAGUUGUGGAAGAUAAUGUAAACAUUCCACUACAGAGGCAUGGUAGUUUGAGUCAACGUACGACUGCAAGAGUGAUAUCUUUUAUUUUCACUACAUGUUUUGCAGUGUAGGGAAAAGAGAGUUUCCUCAUUGAAAUCAGAUGAAAACGUUCACAGAUUCAUCAGAUGGCUUGCAAAUCAAACUUAAAACACUUGCAGUGAUUAAUGGUUGCAUAAACACCAUAGUAUAUUCUAA
This is a messenger RNA of Setaria italica (foxtail millet), 2067 nucleotides long. RefSeq lists its product as uncharacterized. NCBI's taxonomy places the organism in Eukaryota, Viridiplantae, Streptophyta, Magnoliopsida, Poales, Poaceae. Gene Ontology annotation, biological process: peptidyl-lysine monomethylation. Gene Ontology annotation, molecular function: protein-lysine N-methyltransferase activity. Bases 101 to 1768 code for a protein of 555 amino acids. The transcript has 16 exons. The record is from RefSeq and is a predicted model, not a curated record.